Erigeron canadensis is the source of this 1712-nucleotide messenger RNA. RefSeq names its product trafficking protein particle complex subunit 12-like. Gene Ontology annotation, molecular function: protein binding. NCBI's taxonomy places the organism in Eukaryota, Viridiplantae, Streptophyta, Magnoliopsida, Asterales, Asteraceae. The record is from RefSeq and is a predicted model, not a curated record. Bases 93 to 1199 code for a protein of 368 amino acids. The transcript has a single exon.
ACACGUUAAUUAACAAACUUUACCCCUUUUCCCGCUUUCAUCCCCACAAAUAAUCAAUCUCCGAUCACAUCCAAUUUCUCAAUCCUCUAACAAUGUCUUCAUCACAUUCAAUUAUUCAGCUACCAAUUCUCGAAACUGAAACUAUAGAUACAGCCAGAACCUAUAACGAUCUCUGCUACGAUUUAUCGUCUCUUCAAGAUCUCGCUUGUCGUGGAGCAUGGAGAUCGAUUCUCGAUAAAGUAAGUCAAGCACGAACUAGAUCUCUCUUAUCUAAACCACACGAACAUCUCGUGUAUCUAUCGUAUAAUGUAAUCGCUCUUACAAAACUACGUCGUUUCUCUGAAGCAAUUAAUGAGCUAGAUUUAGUUGAAAAAGGAUUAGAUAUAUAUAGAUACGAAACUUAUCCGCAUCAUUAUCCUAAUCGAAAAGGCUCCAUGGCUCCAUUCGUGUUACGUUGGCUACACGCUGAGUUACCUUCUAGGUUAGGAAAACGUCAGGAAACGUUAGAUCGGUUUUAUGUAUUGUUACAGUUUAUUAAAGAGAAAUUAAGUCGUAAUUUGACAAACGAGUCACGAAAAGUCUGGAGGAAACGGAAGUGUUUAGUGAUUAAUUCGAUAAUUAGUCAUCAUUUAAGUUAUAAAGAGUAUGGAGUGUGUUUGAAUUUGAUUAAGGAUUUGUUAAAUAAUUAUGAAUCAAGUGAUGAUAAUUAUUCUGGUGGUAAGGCAGUUUUGAUGUCGAAGUUAGGGUAUAUACAGAUGCAAUUUGGGGAUCUAAAAGGCGCGAAGGAGACUUUUCGUGUGAUUGAGGAAAUUGUGAAAGAAGAAGGAACAGGGGAAAAAAUUGAGAUGAAAAACUUGGUGAAUAGGAAUAAGGCGUUGAUGUUUAUGGUCGAAAAGGAUUAUGUAUCGGCGGUUAGGGAGUAUCAGGAAUGUAUUGAUAGAGAUGGUUCAGAUAUGAUUGCUAUCAACAAUAAGGCGCUUUGUUUGAUGUAUAUGCGCGAUUUGUCUGAUUCUAUCAAGGUCAUGGAGAACGCGUUGGAGAGGAUUCCUACGUCUGCGUUGAACGAGACAUUCGUGGUGAAUUUGUGCAGUAUGUAUGAGUUGGCUUAUAUUAAUCAUUCGGAUAUUAAGAAAACACUUGGUAGCUGGAUUGCUCGUGUAGCGCCUGAUGAUUUUGAUACUUCUUGUACUCGGAUAUGAGCAGACAUGCUGACAUUCUUUUGAUGGUUAGUAUUCUUAAGAAAUCGAUUUCUUUUUACCAAAAUUUUUGGGUGUAAAAGUGAGUGAAGUACGUGUGAACAGUAGGAGAUGGUCUAAGGCAUAUUCGAGGUAACUUUCUAAGUUAUAACCAAAAGUUUAUGGGUCUCGUCUGAUUGGGGACAAUUAUGGGAAUAAUGUAAAGUAAAGUAACUCCCAAUGUUGUUUUCUACAUGUUUUGGGUCUUAAUACCGUCUUCAAUGGUGUAUGGGGAGGUUGAGAUGUAGGCAGCCUUACCCCUACUAAAGGUAGAGAGACUGCUUUCAUGUUCUACCAUAGGUAGAAAAGGACCUCCAGCCUUGCUGGGCAUGAAGAUCGAACUUUUAACCUUUUUUUCCAGAAACAAAAGCUCCAACCAUUGAUCCAACCCGUUAACUAUGUAAAUAAUGUGAUGAAAUGAAAUAAUCACCUUCAAAAGAAUUCUUUACAUAAAAAUGCAAUUUCUCUUUGACUGUU